AUGGUACCAGGAAACCAUACACAAUUCACUGAAUUUUUUCUCCUGGGAUUUUCUGAGAAACCAGAACAGCAGGGGCCCCUCUUUGGGCUGUUCUUUGGCAUGUACUUGAUCACAGUAUUUGGAAACCUGCUCAUAAUGUUGGUCAUUGGCUCUGAUUCUCACCUCCACACCCCCAUGUACUUCUUCCUUUCCAACUUGUCCUUUGUGGAUCUCUGUGUGGUAUCCACCACAGUCCCCAAUAUGUUGGUGAGCAUCUUGACACAAAACAAGGCCAUUCCUUAUGCUGACUGUCUUAUCCAGAUGAAUUUCCUUCUGGUUUUUGCUGGUCUGGACAAUUUCCUCCUCACUGCAAUGGCCUAUGACCGUUUUGUGGCUAUCUGUCAUCCUCUGCGUUAUGCAGUCAUCAUGAAUCCUAGAUUGUGUGGCUUGCUAGUGCUGCUCUCCUGGAUAAUAAGCCUUCUAGAUUCCCUUCUUCACAGUGUGAUGAUAACACAGCUCUCCUUCUGCACAGAGCAUGAAAUUACACAUUUCUUUUGUGAACUUACUGAGGUUCUGAAACUCUCUUGUUCUGACACGUUCAUCAAUUAUGUUCUGCUAUAUUUUGUUGCUGGAUUGCUGGGUAUUCUUCCUCUUACUGGGAUUCUUUACUCUUAUACUCAGAUAUGCUCUUCCAUUUUGAAAAUUCCAUCUGCUCAGGGAAAGUAUAAAGCCUUUUCUACUUGUGGAUCUCACCUCUCUGUUGUUUUCUUAUUCUAUGGCACAGUUUUUGCAGUAUAUCUGAGCUCCUCAAGUACCCACUCUUCAUGGAAAGAAGUUGCCUCAGCAUUGUAUGCUGUGGUCACCCCUAUGUUGAACCCCUUCAUCUAUACACUAAGGAAUAAGGAUAUAAAAGAUGCUGUUAGGAGAUUCAUUAACAGAAGCACCUCCUCUCAGUGA
Messenger RNA from Sarcophilus harrisii (Tasmanian devil), 936 nucleotides. RefSeq names its product olfactory receptor 7A10-like. Gene Ontology annotation, molecular function: olfactory receptor activity; G protein-coupled receptor activity. The coding region runs from base 1 to 936 and encodes 311 amino acids. The transcript has a single exon. Gene Ontology annotation, cellular component: membrane. The record is from RefSeq and is a predicted model, not a curated record. Gene Ontology annotation, biological process: G protein-coupled receptor signaling pathway. Lineage: Eukaryota; Metazoa; Chordata; Mammalia; Dasyuromorphia; Dasyuridae.